CCAGGGGUCCUUCAGGUAGGAGGUCCUGGGUGACUUUGGACGUCCGCUCAGCCGGGUUGCAGAAGACGCUUGGUGUGCGUCCCACGCUGGUUCUCCUGUCUCCGUGGAGGUAGGCCUCUGCCGCAAACAUGCUCCGUCAGAUCAUCGGGCAAGCCAAGAAGCAUCCCAGCUUGAUUCCUCUCUUCGUAUUUAUUGGAGCAGGAGGUACUGGAGCAGCACUGUAUGUGAUGCGCCUGGCAUUGUUCAAUCCAGAUGUCAGCUGGGACAGGAAAAAUAAUCCAGAGCCUUGGAACAAACUGGGUCCCAAUGAACAAUAUAAGUUCUACUCAGUGAAUGUGGACUACAGCAAACUGAAGAAAGAAGGCCCUGACUUCUAAACCAUGAAGCUCACCAUAAAGCUGCUUAUAAUGAAGGUCUUUCAGAAGCAUCCGCACAAUUUUCCACUUGACCAGGAAAUACUCCUCUGAAUGCAUGAAAUCAUGUUGAUUUUUUGGAGUUUAUUAAACUGAUGAAUAAAUCUUUGAAACUUGAUAACGUGUCAGUAAUUAAUGCUGAAAAUCCAUAUGGGACUUUAUGGCUAGGGUAUAUGAAAUAAAAUACUAAAAUUCAAACCA
Molecule: messenger RNA, 614 nt
Organism: Chionomys nivalis (European snow vole)
Lineage: Eukaryota; Metazoa; Chordata; Mammalia; Rodentia; Cricetidae
Gene: Coxfa4
Product: NDUFA4 mitochondrial complex associated
Exons: 4
Coding region: 129-377 (82 amino acids)
Source: RefSeq, a predicted model, not a curated record